AAUUGUAGCAGACGAUUUUAUUAAUCAUACGCCCUGGUUUAUUGAUGGACGCAAUUCUGAAAUAAACAAGGAAAAUCGGAGUCAUUUAGGUUUUAACAAUAACUAAGUAUGGCAACCAUUUGUGGUGUCAGGCCAAGCGAGGGAGUUGAAACAAGAAAGCUACGUGUCAAAGUUAUUUGUGGUGUAAAAUUAGCUAAAAAAGACAUUUUUGGUGCAAGUGAUCCCUAUGUUCGAAUAAGUCUUUAUGAAGGUGGUAGAAACUCAUCUGUAAUCGAAUGUGCCCAAACAAAAACAAUAAGAAAAAAUUUGAAUCCAGUCUGGAAUGAGGAAUUCAUAUUUAGAAUAGUUCCCAGGAAUAAUACGCUGUUAUUUGAGGUGUUUGAUGAAAAUAGAAUUACAAGAGAUGAUUUUCUGGGUCUUGUUGAAAUAGAAUUGUCUACAGCUUGUAUACAAUCAGAGGAUAGUGAAAACAUUCAACCGUCAAGGCAGUAUCUGUUAAGACCAAGAACAUCUAAAUCAAGAGUUAAAGGCAACUUAGAGUUAUAUUUAGCUUAUAUAGAAGACGAUGAUGACGUCCCUGAAGCUACUAGAGAUUUUGAAGAGGAUUCCAGAGAUUGGGAGAUAGUUAGAAGCGAUUCUGUAAGACAAGAAAUGCAAGAUUCAUUCCCUCAAAAUCAGAAUGAAUCAAAUAAUGGCGAAGAUUCUUCAGCUCAACAACCACCUAGAACAGACUAUCCACUACCUCCUAAUUGGGAAUGUCGUAUUGAUGGUAGAGGAAGACGCUUUUAUAUUAACCACACAACAAGAUCAACUCACUGGCAGUUACCCACUGAAAAUGAUAGUGAACCUCUACCACCUGGAUGGGAAUCAAAAGUUGAUAAUAUUGGUAGAACCUACUAUGUUGAUCAUGCAAAUAGAAUUACUACUUGGCAAAGACCUUCAGCUGAUUCAACUGCUCAAACGGCAGAUGAAGAAAGAAGGCAGGCGGCAGAUAAUUUCAGGCAACGGCGAUGUGUCAGUCAUGAAGAUACAUUGUCUAUAUCAGGAACUGAUGAUAAUGCUCUAGCAGCAGCUGCUGGACCAAUACAGAGACUGCAUACGCUCGGCAACAGUGUUGAUAAUAUAGCUAUUGAAGAUGAUGAUGGACCCCUUCCUGUCGGUUGGACUAAAAGCCAGGCUCCAAACGGAAAGGUUUUUUAUGUUGAUCACAAUAUGAGAAUGACAAGUUGGGAAGACCCUCGACGACAAAACCGGGCAAGAUCAAUUACUAUGGGAGCGAGUAAAGACAUGGAUUUAACUCAGCGUCUUGGUCAACUUCCGGAAGGUUGGGAAGAACGUAUUCAUACAGAUGGUAGAAGUUUCUUCAUAGAUCACAACACUAAAAAAACAACGUGGGAAGACCCUCGAUUAAAAUUACUAAAUGGCCCUUCACUGCAAUACUCAUCAAGUUAUAAGCAAAAAUAUGAUAACUUUAGGGCUAAAUUACGAAAACCAACCAAUGUGCCCAAUAAAUUUGAUAUUAAGGUUAAAAGAAAAAGUAUUUUAGAAGAUUCUUUUAGAUGCAUAAUGAGUGUAAAACGAACCGAUCUACUAAAAACAAGAUUAUGGAUAGAGUUUGAUGAUGAACAAGGUUUAGAUUAUGGCGGGGUAUCAAGAGAAUGGUUUUAUUUACUUUCUAAAGAAAUGUUCAAUCCAUAUUAUGGUCUAUUUGAGUAUUCGGCUAUUGAUGAUUAUACACUGCAGAUUAAUCCCAAAUCAGGAGUUGCAAAUCCAGAACAUUUAUCGUAUUUUAAAUUCAUUGGUCGUGUCUGUGGCAUGGCAGUUUUCCAUGGCAAACUGAUAGAUGGUUAUUUUAUUAGGCCUUUCUAUAAAAUGAUGCUUGGAAAGUCAAUUACUUUGGAUGAUAUGGAAUCUGUAGAUUCUGAAUAUUAUAAUUCUUUAAAAUGGAUUGAGGAGAACGAUCCUGAAUGUUUAGUUUUAAGUUUUUCUAUCGUUGAAGAGGUUUUUGGUCAAACAGAAGAAACUGAGCUAAUACCGGGUGGUAAAGAUAUUCCAGUUUCAGAAGAUAAUAAAUUGGAUUAUAUAAAAAAUGUCAUAAACUGGAGAUUUUCUAGUAGAGUUAAAGAACAAAUGAGCAGUUUUUUAACUGGUUUUAAUGAAAUUAUACCUAACACUAAUUUGCAAAUUUUCGACGCUAACGAAAUAGAAUUACUGUUGGCAGGAUUGCAAGAUAUUGAUGUUCAAGACUGGAAGAGUCAUAGUCAGUAUAGGAGAGAUUAUAACGCUAAUCAUCCAGUGAUAAUAAACUUUUGGAAAACUGUAUAUUCAUUUAAUAAUGAAACUAGAUCCAAAUUGCUACAAUUUGUUACCGGAACUUCUAGAGUGCCCAUGAAUGGCUUCAAAGAACUAUAUGGUAGUAACGGUCCUCAAUUAUUCACCAUAGAGCACUGGGGUCUACCAACUGACCUGCCAAGAGCUCAUACUUGUUUCAAUCGACUUGAUUUACCAGCCUACACCACCUACGAUGAACUUAGAAAGAAGUUACUUAUUGCCAUUGAAAACUCUGAAGGAUUUGACGGCGUUGAUUAAAUAUAACGGAUAAUAUUCAAUUAAUAUACAAUAACCAUAUAUACGUUAUAUCAAUCCUAUCUCUUCUUCAUAAGAAGCUAAAAACAAUUAAUUUUUAUUAUAAAUCAGAAAUCCCGAUGCCUCUUUAAAAAGAAUAUCACAGCAGCUAUAGAUUAUGGAGAAUAAUAUUAUGCUAUAAAUGCCUGAUAUAAAGGCAGAAGUUGAUAAUUCAAAGUCGAUUAUUCAUCCAAUGUUAGUAGUGGAAUAGAUGAUUUGUCUAAACGAAUGUAAUUUUUUGAAAGUCAACUUCAUAAUAAAUGAUUUAGGAUCUUUGCUCCUCCUAUGUUGCUUCCUUUUAAUACCUCCCAUCUCUCUCUCUUUCUCUCUCCCUAUCAAGCUCCCUACCCCCUCCUCCCCACACCAAUUAAUCAUAAAUAUGAACAGUUUUUACAAAAAUUCGAUAAUUUACAUUUAAUUGCUUUUAUUAUUUAAAGAAAAUUGUUAUGGAGAUAACUUGAAUACAAAUAGCCAGUUUGUGUGCAUACUAAAUUAAAAUAAAAGCAUUUUCUUUUCUGUUUCUUUUUUGUUAUUCGUCAAUUAUUAGUUUGUUUUCC
Molecule: messenger RNA, 3182 nt
Organism: Dimorphilus gyrociliatus
Lineage: Eukaryota; Metazoa; Annelida; Polychaeta; Dinophilidae
Source: the annotation of a GenBank genome assembly